This is a messenger RNA of Oncorhynchus gorbuscha (pink salmon), 1278 nucleotides long. Its product is annotated as repetitive proline-rich cell wall protein 2-like. NCBI's taxonomy places the organism in Eukaryota, Metazoa, Chordata, Actinopteri, Salmoniformes, Salmonidae. The record is from RefSeq and is a predicted model, not a curated record. Bases 1 to 1278 code for a protein of 425 amino acids. The transcript has a single exon.
AUGGAUUUAGAUCUGGAUGGACCCACUCUGGAUGGACCCACUCUGGAUGGACCCACUCUGGAUAGACCCACUCUGGAUAGACCCACUCUGGAUGGACCCACUCUGGAUGGACCCACUCUGGAUGGACCCACUCUGGACAGACCCACUCUGGACGGACCCACUCUGGAUGGACCCACUCUGGAUGGACCCACUCUGGACAGACCCACUCUGGAUGGACCCACUCUGGAUGGACCCACUCUGGAUAGACCCACUCUGGAUGGACCCACUCUGGAUGGACCCACUCUGGACAGACCCACUCUGGAUGGACCCACUCUGGAUAGACCCACUCUGGAUAGACCCACUCUGGAUGGACCCACUCUGGAUGGACCCACUCUGGAUAGACCCACUCUGGACGGACCCACUCUGGACAGACCCACUCUGGACAGACCCACUCUGGAUAGACCCACUCUGGAUGGACCCACUCUGGAUAGACCCACUCUGGAUAGACCCACUCUGGAUAGACCCACUCUGGACAGACCCACUCUGGAUAGACCCACUCUGGAUGGACCCACUCUGGACAGACCCACUCUGGACAGACCCACUCUGGAUGGACCCACUCUGGAUGGACCCACUCUGGACAGACCCACUCUGGAUAGACCCACUCUGGAUGGACCCACUCUGGAUAGACCCACUCUGGAUGGACCCACUCUGGAUGGACCCACUCUGGACAGACCCACUCUGGAUGGACCCACUCUGGAUAGACCCACUCUGGAUAGACCCACUCUGGAUAGACCCACUCUGGAUGGACCCACUCUGGAUGGACCCACUCUGGAUGGACCCACUCUGGAUAGACCCACUCUGGACGGACCCACUCUGGACAGACCCACUCUGGACAGACCCACUCUGGAUAGACCCACUCUGGAUGGACCCACUCUGGAUAGACCCACUCUGGAUAGACCCACUCUGGAUAGACCCACUCUGGAUAGACCCACUCCAGGGUGGGUGCUGCGGGGGAGCUGCAGAGGGGGUGCUGCAGGGGGGGUGCUGCAGGGGGUGUGCUGCAGGGGUGUGCUGCAGGGGAGGAUGCUGCAGGGGUGGUGCUGCAGGGGGUGCAGGGGGUGCUGCAGGGGGAUGCUGCAGGGAUGGAAUGCUGCAGGGGGAAUGCUGCAGGGGGGUGCUGCUGCAGGGGAGGAUGCUGCAAGGGGGUUCUGCAGGGGGUGCUGCAGGGGGGGGUGCUGCAGGGGAAGGAUGCUGCAGAUUGGUGAAUGCUACUGCAGGGUGAAUGCUACUGCAGGGUGA